AUGAGGUUUGCUAUCAACACUUUCCAUCAACUUGGAGCAACUCCGGCCUACAAGGCACUCAAUAUCAACAAAAAAUACGUCAAAAAUGUCGAGCUCCUUGAUAAGGCCUACCUUCACUAUGUCCACCAUCUCAUGCGUCAACGGUUCAUACGGGAACAGAAAGCUCCGGGGAAAUUUGCUGCAGAUGAGAAAAGAAAAGUUAAUCAAAAGAAUCAGGAUCGGCUGUGUAAGGCACGCUACACCUUUGCAGUCAAGCACGGCUACCCCAGACGCUAUAUUGACAUCAUUGAUGAACUUGGUGCUCAUUCUGAUGACGAGUACUCGCCGGAACAUGGGUUUUUCAAGAUCAAAACACUCCCAUACCGUUUGAAGAAUGCAAGCAAAUUUUUCUGUUGCUUGGAUGUGGAGAUGAUGAAGGAAGAGAUUCUCCUUCCCAAACAAAGUUGA
Puccinia triticina is the source of this 447-nucleotide messenger RNA. RefSeq lists its product as uncharacterized. The coding region runs from base 1 to 447 and encodes 148 amino acids. Lineage: Eukaryota; Fungi; Basidiomycota; Pucciniomycetes; Pucciniales; Pucciniaceae. The record is from RefSeq and is a predicted model, not a curated record. The transcript has 3 exons.